Messenger RNA from Oncorhynchus masou masou (cherry salmon), 2408 nucleotides. Its product is annotated as protein HID1-like. NCBI's taxonomy places the organism in Eukaryota, Metazoa, Chordata, Actinopteri, Salmoniformes, Salmonidae. The transcript is spliced from 9 exons. Gene Ontology annotation, cellular component: Golgi medial cisterna; Golgi trans cisterna; membrane. The coding region runs from base 9 to 1265 and encodes 418 amino acids. The record is from RefSeq and is a predicted model, not a curated record.
UGGGUCUCAUGCACAUCGGUGUCUUCAUCCUGCUACUGCUGAGUGGAGAGAGGAACUUUGGCGUGCGUCUCAACAAGCCCUACUCUGUCCACGUACCUAUGGACAUCCCAGUGUUUACAGGGACCCACGCCGACCUACUCAUAGUAGUGUUCCACAAGAUCAUCACCAGCGGCCACCAGCGUCUCCAGCCUCUUUUUGACUGCCUGCUCACCAUAGUAGUAAAUGUGUCUCCCUACCUGAAGAGUCUGUCAAUGGUGGCAGCCAACAAGCUGCUCCACCUCUUGGAAGCCUUCUCCACCAACUGGUUCCUCUUCUCCGGCUCCCAGAACCACCAUCUUGUCUUCUUCCUGCUGGAGGCCUUCAACAACAUCAUCCAGUACCAGUUUGAUGGAAACUGUAACCUAGUCUACGCCAUUAUCCGCAAACGCAACUUGUUCCAUCAGUUGGCCAGCCUGCCGUCCGACCCCGCCUCCAUCCAGAAGGCCUUGCUGAGGAAGAGAAAGUCACCAGACGCCAUCAGCGGCAUCUCCCGUACCAGCUCCCAGGAAACGGUGUCCAUGGAGGGUUCGCGUCCGGCCGUCCCCGCCGAGCCAGGAACGCUGAAGACCAGCCUGGUCGCUAUACCAGCCAUUGACAAACUGACUGAGAAGUCUCAGGUGUCAGAGGAUGGCACCAUGAUCUCUGUGCUGAAGAUGGAGCAUUCACACGCGUCACACCACACAACCCAGGCUGACCACACAACCCAGGCUGACCACACACCCCAGGCUGACCACACACCCCAGGCUGUCCACGGCGCCAUUGUAGGGGCCAGCGACACAGAGUCUGUUUCUGGAAGGGACAAUGAGGAUGUUUUCUACACUGAGGCAGAGAUGGAGAGAAGGCGCAUGUCAAGCACAUCAUCCACCAUCUCCUGUACCUCUCAGUCUCACUGGGCCCCUACACCAGACUGGGUCCUCUCCUGGAAGUGUAAGCUCCCCCUACAGACCAUAAUGCGUCUGCUGCAGGUGCUGGUCCCACAAGUUGAGAAGAUCUGUAUCGACAAAGGUUUGACAGACGAGUCUGAGAUCCUGAAGUUCCUCCAGCAUGGUACCCUGGUGGGCCUCCUGCCCGUCCCCCAUCCCAUCCUCAUCCGGAAGUACCAGGCCAAUGCCGGCACGGCCAUGUGGUUCCGCACCUACAUGUGGGGAGUGGUCUACCUGCGCAACGUGGACCCGCCCAUCUGGUACGACACGGACGUACGUCUCUUUGAGAUCCAGAAGAUGUAGAUAACAGGAAAGAGAUGUUGACUGAAGAUGGGACUACUUCCUGUCUUGUUCCUGCCCCUUCCUCCUACUGGCACUCUCUCCCUUGAACCUCACCUACCUUCAACUUGCCUCAUCAUCAUCAUGCUUGCCCUUCACACCUUCUCUUUGACUUUCCCCCGGUUGUGCAAAUGUAAUGUGGUCAAUAUUGAGAAAGGGGGAGGAUAGCUAGCACCUACUCCAAAAGCAGGAGGUUGAGUUGUAAAGGGUUGGAAUUACAGGGGGGCUAAGAGGGGCUGGGCACCCCUUUUACAAAUCAGGACCUCAUAUCAGAAUUGAAAUAUCUAUGUGAAGCCAUACCAGAAGUGUCAUAGACAUAAACAAUGGGCACCCACAAGGGUCAAUGUGUAAUUCAAACCCCUAGACAUGGAUGAGGAUAGGACUAUUAUCUACACUGUGUAAGUACACCCUGAAACCUCAAGACUACAGAAUGUCUGUCAAAGCACUGAGACAUUAGUGUUAGCAAGCAAACUGUCCUUCCUAAUCAUGGACUCCAUGUUAAAGCUCUGUGUGAAAAUCAGCUUUGAUGGAGAGAGUAUGGAGAGAGUAUGGGAGACAUUGGUUACACUUUAUAACGACCUUUAUGAAGACAUUAUAUAAACUUAAACAUGUUCACAAAUUAUUAUACAUUUGUAGGAAUUCCAAUGCUUCUAAAUACAGAAAUGUUUACUGUUGCUUAUUCAUGAAAUGUAUUAUAAAGUGUCAAAAUUACGCUUUUAGUUAGCAGCCUAAAAUAUUCUUGGAUUGGCAUUGCUAUUUCACAUGGAUUGUAUUUGCCACAUUAAAGCGAGAACGUGUCAUGUUGUGAAAUUGCACUUCCUCCAAUGAGACCUUACUGCUGUGCUCUUUGUAAAGUGGCAAUGUGACAAGGUACUGCAUCUCGCCAAGAACUUGAAAAGGACACUAUUGUCUGUUCCAGACUGAAAGAAACAAAUAUCCAAACUGACUUUAUGUUACUGUGUAAAAGUCAAUGGCUAUAUCUUACAUGUACAUUGUUAUAUUUGUCUGCAUGUCAUUCUGCAAUCAGCCUUGUCGACUGUAAAUACUGUGUUUGAUGUUUAAAGUAGUAUUUUUUCUUGAACUAUACAGAAUACUAUAUUAUAAACU